This is a messenger RNA of Cydia strobilella, 1775 nucleotides long. RefSeq lists its product as uncharacterized. The coding region runs from base 1 to 855 and encodes 284 amino acids. Lineage: Eukaryota; Metazoa; Arthropoda; Insecta; Lepidoptera; Tortricidae. The transcript has 5 exons. The record is from RefSeq and is a predicted model, not a curated record.
AUGGUGUUCUGUUAUAAAACAAUAACAGAGUCUCCACGACGAUCGCCGAGGAAAAAGAAAACUACUUGUCGCACUAAGAUAUCAGAAAUACUCGGCCUCGACUUCGACACCAGCACGGACUUGGGUUCUGUCCCUGAACGGGAAUGGCGUCUCCUGGCUGCCCUCGCUAAAAAAAGGAAAGAUGAAGAUGAUAGAGAGAGACUGGCCGACCAGUUCCAUAAGAUGUGGCUGCAGGAGAAAGAGGGACGGGAGAUGAUGGAAGCCCAAACCUCCCUGCAAUACAAGCGUUUCAUCAACCGAAAACGGGAAGAUGAGCGUCUUUGGCACGAACAUCGCCGAAUGCUGAAGAACCUCGAACAGCAUAUGCAGAAAGACCAGCUGCUGAACACCAUCAGGUGGAAGGAGCGGAAGGCUGAGGAACUGUUGGCUUGGAGGGGAGACGAGAAGGCAUCAGAACUAGUCAACAGGGUUUUAGAAGACGAAGCCCGCGCAUUCCUAGCAGCAGAGAGACGCUCACGCCAAGAGUCAGCUGAUGAGUGGAGAAGACUGGUCGAAGUGGAGGAGACUAAGAGGAGAGCUGAUCAUGCGGAUAAAAGGAGGAACAAGAUUCUUCGAGACUCAUCUAGGCGUCUAGCGGUAUCUAGCGCCUUAAACACCUGGGAGACCUCACUUCUCCGCGAAGAAUUAGCCGCCUUGGACGCGGCCCGACGCGCCCAAUACGCCAUGCUGGCGACGCUGGCGUCCGCGAGAGGCGAGAGGGUGACGCGGGCGAGGGACUUGAAGAGGAGGCGAGCGAGAGCUGUCGCCGCGAGGUGCGAGAUGUGGAGGGACGCGGUUAGGAGAGGGAGUUAUUAGGCGACCGACGGAAAUGAGGUCUUACCUGGAUGUCACGGAACGCAUGCACCUACCGCCAUACAUUCGUUUUAACGAAUUAAUCGAUUAAUUGUGUAAAAAGAAGACGCACAAGCGGCGGCGACAGGGCCGCUUAGCAAGACUUGCAUUGUCGCGCGCGAUUCUAUGCUUGAAAUCCAAAUUCCAAAUUCCAAAUUAUUUAUUUGUUAAACAUAGGUAUGUACAACAGGUCUUAAAUGUAUAAUAUAGUAUCACAAUGUUUCGCCACAUGGCACACAAAUAGCUACAGAGCCGUAGCGUGAACAAUCGCGCUUAAAAUCUUUCAAGCGCGAUUGUGUCAUGUCACGCGCUACAACGAAAAUGCUAAGCGGUCUGCGCGGCAUGAGGAGUGUCUUUUCUCUCUUCUCUUCUUUGUCGUAUCCUGAUGGCUGAGGGACGUGACGACUGUGGACACUUCACCAGUGCUCUCCAAGCCGCUCUAUUUUGGGCCCAGUGUAUGCUAGCCUGCAAUGUUGCUUUUAUCUCUGACGUUAUUCUGUCCGCCCAAAAAUGGCUUAUUUUUCUAUGACAACCAUAAAAAAAUCCACUCCACCAUAUAAAAGACAUUCCUCAAAUAAAUGUGUGGCGUCAGUGCACAUUUCUCAAACGGGUGUCGCCAAAGACACCCGUUACUUAUUUAUAUAUGUAGUUUUCGUCGGAUUGUGAUUAAGAAGAAUGUAAAAAUAAUGUAUAGUUCACCAUGGCCAUAGAUAAUGUAUAUUGUUUAGAGAAAUUGUGUGUAAAUGCACCUGUUCUAUGUGUACGUACACAUAGAAAUACCGGAUACUAAAAUCUAUGUUAAUAGAAAAACAUUUUAUCGUUCUCAAUUUUAUUUUGUUUUGUCACUAGCAUAAGUAAAAAUAUUACGUAAUAAACCUUAAAUA